This is a messenger RNA of Penicillium macrosclerotiorum, 1194 nucleotides long. RefSeq names its product aromatic alcohol reductase. Gene Ontology annotation, molecular function: oxidoreductase activity. The record is from RefSeq and is a predicted model, not a curated record. The transcript is spliced from 3 exons. Bases 1 to 1194 code for a protein of 397 amino acids. NCBI's taxonomy places the organism in Eukaryota, Fungi, Ascomycota, Eurotiomycetes, Eurotiales, Aspergillaceae.
AUGGAGAAGAUCAAAGUAUUGUUGGUCGGCGCAGCGGGUGAAACCGGAGGAUCCAUCGCCAACGGUCUACUCGAGGAUGGUCACUUUGAAGUCAUCGCUCUUGUCCGCCCAACCUCUCUCCAGAAACCCGCCAUCGUCAAGUUGCUGGAGCGCGGAAUCCACAUCCGGAAAUGUGAUCUCAAGGCUUCGGAGGAGCACCUCAUCGAAGCGCUGGCCGAGAUCGAUGUAGUCAUUAGCUGCGUCGGGCCUGCUGAGCAGCAGGAUCAAAUUCCGCUCGCCAAAGCUGCAAAGAAGACCGGAGUCAAGCGAUUCAUUCCCUGUGGCUUCAUCACCGUGGCACCCCCUGGUGGAGUGAUGUGGCUUCGUGACGAGGUAGGAUCGGCCUGCUUUCCCUGGUGGUUGAGUGGUGUGAUGUGGUUUUCAGAUUUUGUCGAGGAGGCGUUUCAUGGAGAGCAGCUGUCGCUAACAACGUAUUUCCGCGUAUUACAGAAAGAGAUUGUUUACAACCAGAUCCGCCAGAUGUGGCUCCCAUACACCAUCGUCGAUGUCGGCUGGUGGUACCAGCUCUGCUACCCACGCCUGAACUCUGGCCGAGUCGAUUAUGCCAUGACCUCUGGCAACGACGAGAUUAUCGGCGAUGGAAAUGUCCCCACGGCGCUGACGGACUUGCGGGAUAUUGGUCGCUACAUGGCCAUGAUCAUCCGGGACCCACGGACCCUUAACAAGAAGGUGCUCGCCUACAACCUGGUCUCAACACAAAACCAGAUCUACAACCUGAUGGAGGAAAUUAGCGAGGAGAAGGUGGAUCGCAACUAUGUCCCCGAAGAGACUAUCUGCAGCCGAGUCCUCGCGGCCCGACAAGCCAGUGAAACCUACCCGUUCGACCCGAUCAAGUUCAUCCCCCGUUAUCUUGCCGAAUACCAAUACUCGUGGGGCAUCCGUGGCGACAACAACCCAGAGUACGCCAAGUAUCUCGGUUACCACCUGACCACCGAACUUUAUCCCGAGUUCAAGCCGACCGACUUCCGCGAAUACCUCGAGUCCGUUGUACGUGGCACCGCCAAGGGUGUCUACCAAGAUCGUGUCAUUUCCCGCAAGCACCAGCGACACUUCCCGCGCACCGAGUCUAGCGAUUCGCUUUACACUCGCAUUUUCCCACGUACUGAGUCUAGCGACUCGCUCAUGUCGAGAUGA